AUGCCCUCACCAUUUUUGGAUGUUGAUGGUCUCCCAGUCCCUGAAGACCAAAUCUUAGGGAAUGGCGGCACGGCUCUUGUGAUCAUUCGAAACGAAUUGGCGGUUAAGAUGCCACUGCGAUACCGAUGGACCUCUGAAUCGGACUUCAACUCUCACCUAUCAGUCAUUCGGAAAGAGCAGGAAGUUUACCGCCGUCUACAACAUAGCGGGAGGUCUUGCUGCCAUAUCGUUCACUGUGUCAAUAUUUAUUCGAACCGCACAGAACUUGCCUGGAUGAAACAUGGCGACUUGCGCUCCUUCCUGACAAAGAAUCAACCAUCCCGAUCGCAGAAAUUAUCAUGGUAUCUUGCUAUGGCUUCUGGCCUUGCAUAUAUACAUAGCCAAAGGGUGCUUGUCGCUGAUAUUGCGAGUCGAAACUUCCUUGUGGACUCGGAUCUUUCUAUCAAGUUUUGCGAUUUCACAGAGUCUACUCUUUUCCCUAUGGAUACCGAUAUGGGUUCGGUUGAUGACCUUGGUUACACGGUCGAGCUUGAUAUUCGUCUUCUAGCUGCUGUCUUUUAUGAAGUUGAGACUGGAGAAAAGUGCGAGGUGGUUCUAUAUAAGGAGGAUGACCCUUUAGACGACCGUGCUUGUUGGCCAAAACGGCAGUUUCUUCCAUCCACGGAGAGCCUACGAAUUGGUCCUAUCAUUGAAUCAUGCUGGAAAGGAGAAAUUCGUAGCGCUGAUGCUUUGGUGCGAGCUCUAACUUUGCUUUAUCAUAAAACCCCCAAAUCACGGCUCGAAGACCAACCUGUUGGUUUCUUGUCGCGCCUAUGUACGUUUUCAAAUUCUGGACCAACUAUGGUGUUUGGGCUACUCGCUACGGCGGCAGUGCUGGUAUGGUCAAAGCGGGGGCGCUAG
Molecule: messenger RNA, 900 nt
Organism: Penicillium longicatenatum
Lineage: Eukaryota; Fungi; Ascomycota; Eurotiomycetes; Eurotiales; Aspergillaceae
Exons: 1
Coding region: 1-900 (299 amino acids)
Biological process (GO): protein phosphorylation
Molecular function (GO): ATP binding; protein kinase activity
Source: RefSeq, a predicted model, not a curated record